Molecule: messenger RNA, 1125 nt
Organism: Homarus americanus (American lobster)
Lineage: Eukaryota; Metazoa; Arthropoda; Malacostraca; Decapoda; Nephropidae
Exons: 5
Coding region: 100-696 (198 amino acids)
Molecular function (GO): odorant binding
Source: RefSeq, a predicted model, not a curated record
CUAGUUAAUCUGGCGCGGGGUCGUUGGUGCACUUCCUCACACACUCGUGGUAGGUUGUGACGGUGUAGCGUCUCUCGGGUAUUUACAACAAACACUAUCAUGAAUUACCUUGACUCGAAGCGUCCUUGCUGGCUGACACUGUUCGCUAUUCUUGUCGCCUCUGCUGCUGCUGGGACAACUGCCACUGGAUCUACCAAAGUGGACACGUCAAUGUGUGCCAAGACGGACCCAGUGCCUUUAUGUCUGAUGAAGAAAAGCCAGUGUGCGCCUCUAGACGGUCUGUUGGCAACACUGCUCGGUACUCCUGACGUCAUCAUGGGUUGUGUCAACAUAACCAGCGUGCCGAUAAAACCCGACUAUUAUGCUAGUAUAGGUAAAGCUUUGGUGACAGGCUUAGUCGGUAGCCUAGGGAAGAAACCCACCUCAAAUCCCGUAGCUAACCUAGCCAUCAGACAGUGUGUCCUCAACGCUACCGGCAUGCUGGGUGAGGAUGGAAGCCUUGACCGUGGAGCCGUAGUAUCGCAAGUCUCUCUCUUGACGCCUCCCUCCCUCGCUGCCGCUGUUGUUACCGCCGCCACCACCUGCCCUGAACCAGCCUCCUACAAGACCACCGAGUUCAUCAAAUGUCUCAAGAAAGUGUGUGUAGCCAGCGCACCUGGGGCUAUGCUUCCUGCUGCCUCGCCUGGGGGCUUCUAGCAACCUCAGUCACUUUGUCUGAAUCAAGAGAUAGAAAUAGGCAGAAUGUUAUUCAGUGAAAUCUCCAUUCGAAUUCACAUUGGUUCAAGACGUAAUUUCGGUGUGUCAUAUUGCUUAACACAAUUUUGUAAGGAUAGUUUUUUGAUCGACUGUACAGUAUAUAGUUGUAGGAAUACAAGAACAAUGGUAAAAAGUAAAUCGAUUUAACCAAGAAUAGUCCAAGAAAGUAGUUAGAAGCUUAUUUUCAUCGGGGAUUUUAACCUAUACAGUUCUAUCUAUCUAUCUAUCUAUCUGCCCGGAGAGUCACUGCAGUGCCAACCACCACUAUCCUUCAAUCACGUUUGCUUCCUCCUGAGUUUUUAUGUAUUUAAUAAUACAGUAACUAGUAAUUCGAUGGAGAUGUAGUUUAAUAAAAGAAAAGUUACAUUG